AUGGCCGAACAUGCAGAGGGGGACCUGAACUCUAACCUGCUCCACACCCAUUACCACACCGGCGAUCCUCAGCUUGACACUGCCAUCGGACAGUGGCUGCGUUGGGAUAAGAAUCCCAAAACAAAAGAGCAAAUUGAAAAUCUGUUACGGAAUGGGAUGAACAAGGAGCUUCGAGAUCGUCUUUGUUGCCGAAUGACCUUUGGGACUGCAGGACUUCGUUCUGCCAUGGGAGCAGGGUUUUGUUAUAUUAAUGACCUUACAGUAAUACAGUCAACACAGGGGAUGUACAAAUACCUUGAACAAUGUUUCUCAGACUUCAAGCAGAGAGGCUUUGUCGUUGGGUAUGAUACCCGGGGUCAAGUAACUAGCAGCUGCAGCAGCCAGAGGCUUGCUAAACUCACAGCUGCGGUCUUGCUGGCUAAAGAUGUUCCUGUUUACCUUUUUUCAAGAUAUGUUCCUACCCCUUUUGUACCAUAUGCGGUUCAGGAGCUCAAAGCAGUUGCAGGUGUGAUGAUUACUGCAUCUCAUAACCGCAAGGAAGAUAAUGGAUAUAAGGUUUAUUGGGAAACUGGUGCUCAGAUCACAUCUCCUCAUGAUAAGGAAAUUCUGAAAUGUAUAGAAGAAUGUGUGGAACCCUGGAAUGGUUCCUGGAAUGAUAAUUUAGUGGAUACCAGUCCACUGAAGAAAGAUCCUCUUCAGGACAUUUGUAAAAGAUACAUGGAAGAUCUGAAAAAAAUCAGUUUUUACAGAGAAAUAAAUUCAAAGACCACCUUGAAAUUUGUUCAUACAUCUUUCCAUGGAGUUGGACAUGACUAUGUGCAGUUGGCUUUUCAAGUAUUUGGGUUUAAGCCCCCAAUUCCAGUACCAGAACAAAAAGAUCCUGAUCCAGACUUUUCUACUGUUAAAUGCCCAAAUCCUGAAGAAGGAGAAUCUGUGCUGGAACUUUCUCUAAGACUAGCAGAGAAAGAAAAUGCCCGGAUUGUCCUAGCCACAGAUCCUGAUGCAGACCGACUAGCAGUGGCAGAACUUCAGGAAAAUGGUCAUUGGAAAGUUUUCACAGGGAAUGAAAUGGCAGCUUUAUUUGGGUGGUGGAUGUUUGAUUGCUGGAAUAAAAAUAAAUCAAGAAAUGCUGAUGUGAAGAAUGUUUAUAUGUUAGCCACCACAGUCUCUUCCAAAAUUCUGAAGGCGAUUGCACUGAAAGAAGGAUUUCAUUUUGAAGAAACAUUACCAGGUUUUAAGUGGAUUGGAAGUAGGAUAAAAGACCUCCUUGAAAAUGGGAAAGAAGUUCUUUUUGCAUUUGAAGAGUCUAUUGGUUUUCUAUGUGGAACUUCUGUUUUGGACAAAGAUGGAGUGAGUGCUGCCGUGGUUGCUGCUGAAAUGGCAUCUUAUCUUGAAACCAAGAAUAUAACAUUGAGACAACAACUGAUUAAGGUUUAUGAACAAUAUGGGCAUCAUAUUUCCAAAACAUCGUAUUUCUUAUGUUACGACCCACCUACCAUCAAACGAAUAUUUGAAAGACUUCGCAAUUUUGAUUCUCCAAAAGAAUAUCCGAAAUUUUGUGGGGCAUUUGUUAUACUGCAUAUACGGGACAUUACCACUGGAUAUGAUAGCAGCCAACCUAAUAAGAAAUCAGUGCUGCCUGUGAGUAAAAACAGCCAAAUGAUUACAUUUACUUUUCAAAAUGGUUGUGUUGCUACCCUUCGGACAAGUGGGACAGAACCAAAGAUCAAGUAUUAUGCAGAGAUGUGUGCAUCACCUGACCAGAGUAACACUGCCUUGCUGGAAGAAGAACUAAAGAACCUCAUCGAAGCAUUGAUUGAGAAUUUUCUUGAGCCCAAUAAGAAUGGACUGAUCUGGCGUUCUGUUUAG
Molecule: messenger RNA, 1869 nt
Organism: Elephantulus edwardii (Cape elephant shrew)
Lineage: Eukaryota; Metazoa; Chordata; Mammalia; Macroscelidea; Macroscelididae
Gene: PGM2L1
Product: phosphoglucomutase 2-like 1
Exons: 14
Coding region: 1-1869 (622 amino acids)
Biological process (GO): carbohydrate metabolic process
Molecular function (GO): intramolecular phosphotransferase activity; glucose-1,6-bisphosphate synthase activity
Source: RefSeq, a predicted model, not a curated record